CAGGGCCUUACCGGCACAACGCCUACGGAGGUAGCCCGAGCGGCAACUGCGGGCGUGGCGCCGUGACCAUCCACUGUCUCCGCUGCCGGGAGGUCUGUAAGGGAGAGGUGGUUCGUGUGCAGAAUGUCCACUUCCAUGUCAAGUGCUUCACCUGCCAAGUGUGUGGCUGUGACCUGGCCCGUUCAGGCUUUUUCCAGAAGGGAAGAGAGUACAUCUGUACAGAGGACUACCAGCGCCUCUAUGGCACCAAGUGUGACAGCUGUGGAGACUUCAUCACAGGGGAGGUGGUCUCUGCGCUGGGGCGUACCUACCACCCCAAGUGUUUUGUCUGCAGCAUGUGCAGAAAGCCUUUCCCUAUCGGAGACAGGGUGACCUUCUGUGGGAAGAAGUGUGUCUGUCAGCAGUGCUCCCAUUCGCUAGUCAGCAACGCGCCGGUCAAGAUCCACGGACCCAGCCACUGUGCAGGCUGUAAGGAGGAGAUCAAACAUGGCCAGUCUCUCUUGGCCCUGGAGAAGCAGUGGCAUGUCAGCUGCUUCAAGUGUCAGACCUGUGGCACUGUGCUGACCGGGGAGUACAUCAGCAAGGAUGGUAUUCCAUACUGUGAGACUGACUACCACACCCAGUUUGGCAUCCAGUGUGUGACGUGUAACAGAUACAUCAGUGGCAGAGUGCUGGAG
Molecule: messenger RNA, 677 nt
Organism: Oncorhynchus tshawytscha (Chinook salmon)
Lineage: Eukaryota; Metazoa; Chordata; Actinopteri; Salmoniformes; Salmonidae
Product: actin-binding LIM protein 3-like
Exons: 5
Biological process (GO): cilium assembly; lamellipodium assembly
Cellular component (GO): actin cytoskeleton; stress fiber
Molecular function (GO): actin filament binding
Source: RefSeq, a predicted model, not a curated record